AUGACAACAACAACAACGGAAGCAGCCGAACAACUAACAAUCCACAUAACAACAAAAGUGAUUGCACUGGCCAUCAUCAUCUUCAUCACCCUGCUUGGGAACAUUUCCCUGGUAACGACCAUCACAUGUUACGCCAGUCUGAGACGCAAGAGAGUCAGCAUAUUUCUACUGAACAUCGCAGCAGCCGACCUCAUGGUCUGCCUCUUCACAAUGACCAGCGAGAUUGGGGCCGAGAUAUUUGAAAAGUGGAUAUACGGAAACAUCGGCUGCAAGUUGACGCUCUACGUUCAAAUCGUUACGCUAGCCUCAACCACCUUCCUCAUGACCGCAAUGAGUAUCGACAGGUAUCAGGUCUUGGUACAACCGUUCCAAUCAUUAGGAAACUCAAAGACGAUAUGGAGGAAGAUUUGUGCUGCGUGGUCUCUCGCUCUUCUAUUCGCUCUUCCUCAGAUAUUUAUUUUCAGAGAAACAUUGAUCUACGACGUGAAAUCCACGAAAAGUAUUCCUUCUUGUUCUAGUUCAGGAUACACGGAGGAAUGGCAGAGGAAGUUGUACGUGACGUUCCUCACCUCGUACAUCCUCAUCAUCCCCACAAUCGUCAUGUCCUUCUGCUACAUCAGCAUCAUCAAAGUCGUCUGGUUGAGAACUUCUGACGGGAACCAGCUGAAUGUACCAAAGAUUCAUUUCGUCACCUCACGCAGGACGAUGUCGACACUUCGAUAUCAGGCCAUGGCCUCGAAACGCAACGUCGUCAAAAUGACGCUAUCGGUCAUAAUUUGUUUCGUGGUAUGUUGGACACCAUAUUUUUUUAUUUUGCUAGUUAGAGUUUACUCUAAUUAUCAAAUAAAAUUUGAAGAGGCAAAAAAGUUUAGCGAAACACUGGGACUUCUACAAAGUGCUUUGAAUCCUUUCCUUUACAUGAUUUUCAGCAAAAAAACAUUAAAAAAUAUC
Molecule: messenger RNA, 951 nt
Organism: Helobdella robusta
Lineage: Eukaryota; Metazoa; Annelida; Clitellata; Rhynchobdellida; Glossiphoniidae
Exons: 4
Biological process (GO): G protein-coupled receptor signaling pathway
Cellular component (GO): membrane
Molecular function (GO): G protein-coupled receptor activity; peptide binding
Source: RefSeq, a predicted model, not a curated record